Poecilia latipinna (sailfin molly) is the source of this 3161-nucleotide messenger RNA. It is a transcript of the gene kcna10a, whose product is annotated as potassium voltage-gated channel, shaker-related subfamily, member 10a. The coding region runs from base 203 to 1927 and encodes 574 amino acids. The record is from RefSeq and is a predicted model, not a curated record. NCBI's taxonomy places the organism in Eukaryota, Metazoa, Chordata, Actinopteri, Cyprinodontiformes, Poeciliidae. Gene Ontology annotation, cellular component: membrane; voltage-gated potassium channel complex. The transcript has a single exon. Gene Ontology annotation, biological process: potassium ion transmembrane transport; action potential; protein homooligomerization. Gene Ontology annotation, molecular function: delayed rectifier potassium channel activity; protein binding.
CUGUCUUUUCUUUUAUAGGUGUUGAAGGAAAGCUAAGAACAGCAAUGGCUUCCUGUUUGUCCUAUGGGUCUUCCUAAAGACUCAGCUCUGGUGCGCUGAUGCUGCUACAUAUUUCGACAACUGAGCUAUCCCUCUGUUACUCAGAGUGUGAGAUUCUCUUAUCCUGGUAGUUUUAAGGCAUUGCACUGGCUGAACCCCAGCCAUGGAGGUGGCCCUGGUUGACUUUGAGAGCCUGGAGGACAUUAGUGGCGCCCUUGAGGAUGAGAUUGACACCUAUGCUGAUGAGACAACAGCUCUCACAGUGGAGGUUCCUCCAGAGCAAAACAGCUCUGACAUCAAUAACCGUCUGCGACCCCAUCAACUCUCCUCCACCCCUUCACAUUACAACCCGAUGUCCUCCUACAUUUGGGAAUCCACCUCAUCUUCACCCAUUCCACCAACGCAAACACUGGAAGUACCUCACUCACCAGUGAUGCCAUCACCAAGCAGAAAGGGUCGCAGUAGUUGUGCCAGUAUUAUCUCCAACUGGAAGCUGCUGUUAAACAGCGAAGGCAUGAAGGAAAGUGAAACGAUCUUCAGUCGGCUCACGAAGGAGUGCUGUGAGGAUCUGUUUGCAGAUAAAAGAGGGUUGGAUGAUGGAGACCAGAAAGUCAUCAUCAACAUAGCUGGUCUUCGCUUUGAGACACAGCUCAAAGCACUGGACCAGUUUCCUGAGACACUUCUUGGAGACCCCUUUAAGAGGAUGGAGUACUUUGAUCCAAUGAGGAACGAAUACUUCUUCGAUCGGAAUCGACCAAGUUUUGAUGGAAUCUUGUAUUACUAUCAGUCUGGCGGCAAAAUUAGAAGACCAGCUAAUGUUCCCCUUGAUGUGUUUGCUGAUGAAAUUGUAUUCUAUGAGCUCGGACAAGAAGCUAUGGAACAGUUCAGAGAAGAUGAAGGAUUCAUAAAAGAUGUUGACAUACCUCUCCCUAAAAAUGAAAUCUAUAGGCAAUUUUGGCUCCUGUUUGAAUACCCAGAGAGCUCCAAUGCGGCACGGGGUGUAGCACUAGUUUCUGUCUUGGUCAUUGUCAUAUCUAUCAUCAUAUUCUGCAUGGAGACACUGCCGGAGUUCAGAGAUGACACUGAACUCUUUGCUCCAAGAGUGGUUCAACAUGUCAACCAGUCCAAAGUAUCCCACACUGGCUCUUUAGCUGGUACAAAGCUCAAAACAUUAUCCGAUCCUUUCUUUUUUAUUGAAACUGCCUGCAUAGCUUGGUUUGCCUUUGAGUUGAUCGUUCGGUUUGUGGUGUGCCCAAGCAAAAGUGAGUUUUUCCACAACCUCAUGAACAUGAUCGACAUUAUAUCCAUUAUCCCCUAUUUUGUAACUUUGAUCACAGAACUGGCCACAACCCCUCAGGAGAACUCAGGACAGAACAUGUCCUUGGCCAUUUUGCGUAUCAUCCGCUUGGUCAGAGUCUUCCGUAUUUUCAAGCUGUCACGUCACUCAAAGGGACUGCAGAUCCUGGGACAGACUCUAAAAGCAAGCAUGCGGGAGCUUGGUUUGCUCAUCUUCUUUCUUUUCAUUGGAGUUAUUCUUUUCUCCAGUGCCAUCUACUUUGCUGAAGUAGAUGACCCUGACACACAGUUUGUCAGCAUUCCUGACGGGUUCUGGUGGGCUGUGGUGACCAUGACAACUGUAGGUUAUGGAGACAUGUGUCCUAUCACACUUGGGGGGAAAGUGGUGGGCACACUGUGUGCAAUUGCUGGUGUGUUGACAAUUGCUUUGCCUGUUCCCGUCAUUGUCUCCAACUUCAAUUACUUUUACCACAGAGAGACAGAAGCAGAGGACAAGGUUCCCAUGACAGAGGCUCUCGAGCAAGCCAUAAAUGCGGAAGAAAGUACCAAACAGGGUAGCAAUCCUUCAGUUAAUAAGGUCAAUGGUAUCUGACAGAGGAAAAGGAGAAAAACUGCUGACUAAGAAAUAACUUAUCCAUCAAGCAGCAAAAAUAGUAGGGAAUAUAAAAGGAAUUAAAUUUUAGUGAGAAUGAAUGCAAAAAAUGAACUUAAGAUUGAAUAAACAGUUAUUCUUUUGGUGAAAAAAAAAAAAGUUUUAUAGCAACAAACAGGGUGUACCAGACUUACCUCUUGUAUUUAUGUAUUUAUUUAUUUUUGUAUGAAAAUGGCACUUUGUGGAUUUAUCUGAAAAUUCACUGUUAUUGUUUAGGAAUUUUUGUCAUUCUUCACUAUUGUACGUUAACUUCAUUGUUUGUUGUAGCUUUCAAUAUGUAAGUCUUUCAUUGCUAUCACUCAAGAUGCAAAUUAAGUGUUAAACAGUUUCAUUGUUAACAUUGUUUUUUUUCAUAAACUUUGCCAUUUGUUCUCAUAAUCUUAGCUUUUUUUGGUUAAAAAACAUUUAAGCGCAUAUCUUUAUUUACAACACAAAUUUCAGACAUUUAAUGUCAAAUGUAGCUAAAGGUGAAGAUCAUAACUAUGACCACAAAUUAAAUGUAUAUAAUGCUCUACAAAAGUAUUCAUAUUCGUUGAACUUUUACAAAGUCACUCAAAUUUGGUAGUGUUACAACUACAGGCCUCAGUAUAUUUUAGUAGAACCCUAUAAGGUGGACUAAAACAAACUAAUGCAGAAUUGUGAAGAGGGAGUAUGGCAAGACUUUAAACCCCCCACAGUCAUCCAGCUCAACCAACAGACCAUACAAGGAGAGCAUUAAUUAAAUGCCAAAAGCCAUAUUGGGAACACAUCAAACAAUACGUUGUUUUGACCAGGUUAGAAUAAAAUGUAACUUUUUGACCCACAUGCAAAAACUACACCACUAUAUUUCAUUUGCAGUGUUGGCAGCAUCAUGCUUUAGACACGCUUUUCUUCGCAGUAUCAGGAAAGGUGGUAAGGGAUUAUUGAAUAAUGGAUGGAGCUAAGUACAGGCAAUUCUUGAUAAAAAUCUGUUAUGGCCACAUAAGUCUUGGAGGUUCAUCAUCCAGGAGGACAGUGAGCUUAAAACAUAGGUACUAUGUAAUGGAAGGGAUUGAAUCAAAGCCCAAGUCCAUAUUUGUUUGUGAAAGUGUAGCAAGAGUUGAAGAAUUACUGUUUCCAAUCCCACCCAAAAAAAAAAACUUUGAAAAACCAUUACAAAUGAACAGCCUUUUAAUAAAAAAUUUUCUGCAAAACC